AUGACAUUUGGCUAUUUUGGAAGUUUAGAAUAUCAUGCCUCACAACGAGUUUUGGAAUUAGAAGCCACACCACACGGGGCAACUGUUAAGGAAAAAGAGGAUAAAAUAACCGAAUUAGAAGCCCGAAUACUUCAAUUGGGGGAUGAAAAAGGCAAAUUAGAGAAAAAUAAUAGUAAUCUCCGUAAUCAGAUAUCAGUAUUAAAUAAAAAACUUGCUGAUGAGCGAACUAAUAGCACACUAAAACUAAUCAACCAAGCCAACACAUCACGCCAAUUUUACGCUGAUAUUAUCCAAAUUGAUAAAGCCGAUUUAGUAAAAGAAAAUAUUGGAUUAAAAAAUAAUGAGACAUUGGAUAAAAACCAUGUCAUCGCUGAACUUGCUGACACUAAAAAAGGCUUACAUGACUUAUUAAACAAACCAACCCGCGACAUGGAAACUCAAACUGACCUCACGGGCGAGGAUGAUAUUGACGAUGAACUAGUGAAAAGGGGACAAGUCGCCGUCCUAGAAUUUGGCAAGAGUGGGGAAAAGUUUUUAGCCGAUAUAAUCACCGACGAAAGAGAUUUAUUAAAAGGAGUAAAACGAACUACUUUACAAUUAAUCGAUAAUGGCAGUGUGAAAUUUAGCACUGACCCGAAACUGUGGCAAGAAAUCACCAACAAGGAAACAGGAUUAAGCAAAGAAUAUUUAAAAUUAGAAAAGUUUGUAAUUUUCAAAAAUAAUAAGGAUGCGACACCAUAUUUAGUCCAUUUUGACUAUUACGCCCAAAAGUUAGUUAAUGUCAUUAGAAAAAUGGAAAUGGAUAUGUUUAUGUCUGAAAAAAAAUUAAUGUUUAUGGUCUCCGAACAACCUGACGAGGAGGAUAUAGAUUAUUUGGUUAAGACCUUUCAGAAAGGAAUUUUUGUUUUUCCUAAUUUUGAGAAGUCCAGCAAUCCCAGUAAGACCGCCAGCAAAGAGGGUAAACAAGGAGUGCGUCAUGAUGUAUUAGCUGACAAAGAGGAACGGGCACCAGUCGCCGAAGUGCGAGCCAGCGGACGAACUUUUGAUGCUUUUGAGAAACGAGCCUGA
Molecule: messenger RNA, 1068 nt
Organism: Ambispora gerdemannii
Lineage: Eukaryota; Fungi; Glomeromycota; Glomeromycetes; Archaeosporales; Ambisporaceae
Source: the annotation of a GenBank genome assembly